AUGCAGUGUACAAGACGCCUACUAGCUCCGCCUGGCUUCUGGAAGCGGAGUUUACAGGAACUCUCGAGGCUGUCGAGCAUUGCUCUCAAGGCCGAAGCAAUCAACCGCCCCGACAAACCCUUCCCUCUAAUCACUUUCGACAAACCAGACUCGCACGAAGUAUGCAAAGUCAUGUCCGACGAAGACAUGGGCGGCUUCUCCACCGUCAACUUCGACUUUGUUCCCGCACAAGCACAAGAUCCUCCGCACAUCCGCUUCCACGGCACAAUCUCGAACGAACUUCCCACCGACAGACCAAAUAUUCAAAGAUCCGGCUAUGCAGCUUGGCGUACAAGAGACAUGGGUCGCAAUCUAUUCGGCAAAGGCCUCUGGGAUCUCGAUUCGUACGCCUACAUUGCUCUCAAAGUCAAGAGUGACGCUCGCAAAUAUUUUGUCAAUGUCCAGACAGAGUCGAUCGUGCCCACGGAUCUGCACCAACACCGUUUAUAUGCUCAAAAACCUGGCAGUUGGGAGACGGUCAUUGUGCCUAUUAGCGAGUUCGUCCGUACAAACCACGGUAUGGUCGUCGAGCCUCAAAGCGAUAUGAUGCGUCAAAAGGUUAGAAGCAUUGGCAUUGGCUUGAUCGAUCGUGUCCCUGGACCCUUUGAUCUCUGCAUUGCCGACAUCUAUGCUACCAACAAUGCUGGCGGCAAGGACUUCAACAAGAAGCCUGCUAUAGAUGAUCAGGAUUUGGAGAGCGAUGGUCUGUUGGUCAAGAAAUAG
This is a messenger RNA of Aureobasidium namibiae CBS 147.97, 762 nucleotides long. Its product is annotated as CIA30-domain-containing protein. The coding region runs from base 1 to 762 and encodes 253 amino acids. Gene Ontology annotation, cellular component: mitochondrion. Lineage: Eukaryota; Fungi; Ascomycota; Dothideomycetes; Dothideales; Saccotheciaceae. Gene Ontology annotation, biological process: mitochondrial electron transport, NADH to ubiquinone; mitochondrial respiratory chain complex I assembly. The record is from RefSeq and is a predicted model, not a curated record. The transcript has 2 exons.